This is a messenger RNA of Rhipicephalus sanguineus (brown dog tick), 1018 nucleotides long. RefSeq lists its product as uncharacterized. The record is from RefSeq and is a predicted model, not a curated record. The annotation marks the transcript as partial. Lineage: Eukaryota; Metazoa; Arthropoda; Arachnida; Ixodida; Ixodidae. The transcript is spliced from 5 exons.
GCCCGUGCGAGCGCUGCGAGCGACGAUGCGGAUGAAGACGGCUCUGGAAUCCUACACAGUGAUGUGGGCUUCGAACGCUCCUGCACGUGGGAGCCCGACGAGAAGCCCUGUUGGCUCAUGUCUGACGUGGAGCUGUGGAACCGCAUCCUCACCAAGAACUGCAUCGAACUGCGCGAGUACAUGUGGGGUGAGCUCGUGCUCCAGGGCUACGAGUGGCCCGAACAGAAACCGGGACAACAAGACAUGCUUCGUGCCUCGCUACUCAUGCAUGUGCUGCUACGACAACACAGGUGUGUUACGUACAUAUGCUUCGACAUGGCUGAAACGGUAAUCGAGAGAUACGUGAUGUGGCACGCCGUCAAGACUGGCGCCGGGGGUGUCAAGCGGCUGGAGUACAAGCCGAACGCCAUCGACGUCGUUUGUCUGAUCCCGUUGACCGAGUCAACAUCUUGUUGCGAGGCUAUCGCAAGCAUGACGAACAUGACCUUGCUCAGCAUUUCGAGUAUGUACUUCAGCAAUAUAGUGGUGAGUGUGAUCGGCGGCUACGUGGAGCAGGCCACUUCGCUCACUGAACUGGAGUUACUUCACAUUGAGGCUGAUGACACAAACGCUGGCCUCUUCCUGGACCACUUGGCUCGCAACCGGAGUGUGAAGUCUUUGAUUGCGCACGAACUCUUCCUGCUCGCGCGGGAAGGCAGGGCUCUCGCAGAUGUCGUCCUAAACCACGCGACCCUGGAGCAACUUCAUGUGAAGGGAUCUCUGCACCAUAGCCCGUCUGCCCUCUUGGCAGCGGCAGCUCACAGCCAGUCGUUACGGUCGCUUACAGUGGAGGAAUCCUUUAUUGACGCCGCGGACAUCGAAACCCUGGCCUCCGCGCUGACGAUACCCAGUCAGCCUCCCGAUUGCGACGAAGAAGAGAUGCGACCUCCACCAAUGAGCCGACUUCGAAAACUCUCCUUUAGGACUUGUGGGCCCUUUGACUCGGAACUGGAGGCAGCGUAUGCGAAGCUCAUUGGAG